Diaporthe citri is the source of this 1149-nucleotide messenger RNA. RefSeq lists its product as uncharacterized. Gene Ontology annotation, cellular component: extracellular region. Gene Ontology annotation, molecular function: chitinase activity. The coding region runs from base 1 to 1149 and encodes 382 amino acids. Gene Ontology annotation, biological process: carbohydrate metabolic process. The record is from RefSeq and is a predicted model, not a curated record. The transcript has 3 exons. NCBI's taxonomy places the organism in Eukaryota, Fungi, Ascomycota, Sordariomycetes, Diaporthales, Diaporthaceae.
AUGGCGUCCAUUCAUUCAAUUGUCGUCUUUGUGUCUUUCUUUAUCACCCUCGCGUGGGCACAGUUCAACCUCGCCGCAAAAGUUAACAAUGUCGUGUACUGGGGCCAAGGACCCGAGCAGAAACCGCUUCUGUAUCAUUGCCAGAAGCCCGAGAUCGAUGCCAUCGCCCUCUCCUUCGUCUAUCUGUUCCCGGCCCAGGCCAACGGCUACCCGGGAACAAACUUCGCAAACCAAUGCAGCGGCGCCGUGUAUGCCGGCCCGGGAUACAACGGUGUGGUGGAUCCGACAAUGGACAAGCUGCAAUCCAGCUGCCCCCAACUCGCGGCCGACAUAGCCACAUGCCAGAGAACCUACGGGAAGAAGAUCUUCCUAGCUCUCGGAGGGGACUCGGGUGAAUACGACCUGGACGGCGUCACGGAUGGCGUGAGGUUUGCAAACAUGCUUUUCGGCAUGUUUGGACCGAGGAACAAGAUCUGGGUCAAGGCCGGUCUGCCCAGGCCCUUCGACGUGGCUGGUGACACUGCGGGAUCCGCAGUCGACGGGUUCACCCUGGACAUUGAGCACCCUGCCGACGACGGGGGAGCCGGGUACAUAGCCUUCGCCACGCAGCUCCGCAAGCUGUUCCCCGCGUCCCCCCAGACAGGCCUCACCCUCACCGCCGCGCCCCAGUGCGCCGUGCCCGACGCCAGCAUGGGCCAGCUGAUAGCGAGCGUCGCCUUCGACGCGCUCUUCAUCCAGUUCUACAACACGCCCGCCUGCUCCGCCAGGGCGUGGGCCAACGCCAACCCGAACUACGUCCCGGGCACGCGGCCGUUCCCCUCGGGCGGCUUCACCUACGACACGUGGACGACCGCGGUGGCCGGCGGCGCCAGCUCCGCCGCGAAGCUCUACAUCGGCCUGCCGGGGAGCGCCGACGCCGUCGACGACGCCAGCUUCUACGUCAACCAGAACGAGACCAAGAACCUCAUCAACGCCUACUUCUGCAACCGCAACUUCGGCGGCGUCGCCCUGUACGACGCCACGUACGCCGACGAGAACGUCGUCAACGGCCAGACGUUCACGCAGUGGACCAAGGCCGUGCUGACCGACUCGCUUGCGGAUCCCGUGGUGAGGACCUGCCGCGGGCCUGCUGGUGGUGAGAAGGCCUAG